GGUGCUUUUCCUUUCAUUUCAUUCAUCAGAAACCUCCGUAAACCAUAGAGGAGAAACAUCUUAUCUUCUCAAUUACAUUUGAGUUUUUGAAAUGGCUGUGAACCUUUUAUCUUAUGACAAUGCAGAUGAUGAUUACAUUGACAUGGAAGUGAGCUCAUACUCCAAUUUCUUUAGCAAAACCAUGGCUACAAACUCUCCUCCACACCCGAGGGAGUUUGAGUUCCAGAUGUCUUCAACUUGCCUUGAAAGGGAACCUUCAACUUCACCUGCUGAUGAGCUUUUUUACAAAGGAAAACUCCUUCCUCUUCACCUUCCACCGCGUCUGCAAAUGGUUGAAAAACUCCUUGAGAACACAAAUUGUGUUUAUGGUAACAGCAAGGGUGCAUUUGAUCAAGAUUUCUAUAGCACCCCUUUGGCAACUACCCUCACCACACCAACUGCAGCUAGUACCCCAUUUGAGUCCUGCAAUAUUUCACCCUCCGAAUCUUGUCAAGUUAGUCGAGAGCUGAAUCCAAAUGAGUACUUUUUUGAGUACACCACAGAUGAAGUUAGUGGUUUAAUUGGGGAAAAUCAGAAGAAGUCCUGGACUAAAAAGCUUAAGCUGAUCAAACAAGCUGCUAUUGGUUCAAAGUUGAGGGCUUCCAGGGCUUAUUUCAAGUCUUUGUUUGGUAAAUCCGGUUGCUCCGAUGAGUCUUGUACAGCUGCAACCAAAGUUUCAAGUGAAGGACAGGUUUCAAAGGCUAAGGAGUGUUUAAAUAACCAUGUGAAUGCAGCAAAGAAAAAUCCAUUCGGACAAAUUCGUAAGUGUAAAUACCAAAUUUCUGGUGGUUUAGUGAGAAGUUUUGAUAAAGGAGAGAUUACUGAAGAAAGUGCAAAUUGCCAUAGGAGAUCAUUCUCAAUGGUUAUCAAGCGGCACUCGACAAAGAAGUCCUCAUCCUCCUCCUCAUCAUCCGGCUCUUCUUCGUCCUCAAGCUCAAAUGACUCUAACGGGUUCCAUGAGCUCCAAUUCCUCAAAAGAAGUAGCAGCAGUGCUUAUUCAGAGUUUGAGAAUUCCAUUCAGGGAGCAAUUGCGCAUUGCAAACAGUCUCAGCAGCUAUUCCAUUCCAGAAAGGCUCUAAGUGAAGUUGGGUUUCAUUCUUUUUCGACUUCCAGGAUUACAGUUUGUGAUGAUCAAGACAGACCAGACCUUUGCAGGGGCUAAAAGAGAGAGGAAAACUAAGAACAAUGUUAAAUAUUUUUUAUUCGUGUGCUCCAAUUUUCUUCUUUCAUAAUUUUGACAUGGAUAUGCUUUGAUUUAGAGGGGAGAAAAAAGAAGAAGAAAAUUAUCCAUGUUGUCCUGGAUUGUUGACAGUGUUCAUCCUGUAGAAGUUUCUGAAGUGCCCUAUAAAAUGUCUUUACUUUUGCUGGCA
This is a messenger RNA of Mangifera indica (mango), 1409 nucleotides long. RefSeq names its product probable membrane-associated kinase regulator 4. The record is from RefSeq and is a predicted model, not a curated record. Lineage: Eukaryota; Viridiplantae; Streptophyta; Magnoliopsida; Sapindales; Anacardiaceae. Bases 92 to 1201 code for a protein of 369 amino acids. The transcript has a single exon. Gene Ontology annotation, molecular function: kinase inhibitor activity. Gene Ontology annotation, cellular component: plasma membrane.